AACAAUCAUGAACUCCUUCGCAUUCUUACUUCUCUGCAUCCAGGCUUGCCUGAUCCAGAAUGCCUUCUCGCAAGUGCUGCCUCUAGGCUACCUCAACCCCAUGGACAUUGAAGUCGACGCUCUCAGCUACGGAAUCUCCGGAGGCCUCAGCGGCUACGGAGUCGGCGCCUCUGGAUACGGACUUGGCAGCGCCAACGUCGGACUUGGCGGCGCCAGCGCAAUCGGCUAUGGCAGCGCCAAUGUCGGACUAGGCGGCGCCAGCGCCAUCGGACUUGGCAGCGCUAACAUUGGUGGCGGAAACAUAAUCGGUCUGGGUGGCGCCAACGCAAUCGGACUUGGCAGUGCCAACGCAAUCGGACUUGGCAGCGCCAACGCAAUCGGACUUGGCAGCGCCAAUGCAAUCGGCCUUGGCAGCAUCAACGCUGGUGGCUGGUCCGCAGGCAACGUUGGUAGUGGCUUCACUGGCGGAUACGCCCCCUCAGACGUCGCCGCCGUUGCCGCUCUGCCAGUCUCUGGCCCGUACGGUGGUACUGGCUACGGUACCCUGGGUGCCGCUGGCGACUUCGGUGCUGCUGGUACCGCCAUCGUGACCGGCCAGCUGCCAGUGCUUGGCGCAGUGUCCUUCAAUGGCAACAUCCCCGCCAGUGGCGUCGUGUCCAUCGCUGGAAACUGCCCCUGCGUCAUUUAUUCUUUAUUUGAAGUCACCACUACUUCAGUAGUAGAUGGAGGGGCGUCCGAAACCUUCGCUGACGAUGCCGACCUGUCCACUGCCGCAGCCGCAGGUGGCCACGCCAGACCCAGCAGUGGGCAGGGCACCUUCGAAGGCCACAGCGCUCAGGAACGGCAGCUGGCCGGUCACCAGCAAGUUUCCUUCGAUGGCGUUCUCAGAAGCGACGGCAAGACCGCUGGGACCGAUGGGGGAGAUGGCACAUUUGAAACAAUCAUGAACUCCUUCGCAUUCUUACUUCUCUGCAUCCAGGCUUGCCUGAUCCAGAAUGCCUUCUCGCAAGUGCUGCCUCUUGGCUACCUCAACCCCAUGGACAUUGAAGUCGACGCUCUCAGCUACGGAAUCUCCGGAGGCCUCAGCGGCUACGGAGUCGGCGCCUCUGGAUACGGACUUGGCAGCGCCAACGUCGGACUUGGCGGCGCCAGCGCAAUCGGCUAUGGCAGCGCCAAUGUCGGACUAGGCGGCGCCAGCGCCAUCGGACUUGGCAGCGCUAACAUUGGUGGCGGAAACAUAAUCGGUCUGGGUGGCGCCAACGCAAUCGGACUUGGCAGUGCCAACGCAAUCGGACUUGGCAGCGCCAACGCAAUCGGACUUGGCAGCGCCAACGCAAUCGGCCUUGGCAGCAUCAACGCUGGUGGCUGGUCCGCAGGCAACGUUGGCAGCGGCUUCACUGGCGGAUACGCGCCCUCAGACGUCGCCGCUGUUGCCGCUCUGCCAGUCUCUGGCCCGUACGGUGGUACUGGAUACGGUACACUGGGUGCCGCUGGCGACUUCGGUGCUGCUGGUACCGCCAUCGUGACCGGCCAGCUGCCAGUGCUUGGCGCGGUGUCCUUCAAUGGCAACAUCCCCGCCAGUGGCGUCGUGUCCAUCGCUGGCAACUGCCCCUGCGGUGGCGUGCAGUUGUAA
Messenger RNA from Ostrinia nubilalis (European corn borer), 1633 nucleotides. RefSeq lists its product as uncharacterized. The transcript has 5 exons. The record is from RefSeq and is a predicted model, not a curated record. The coding region runs from base 8 to 1633 and encodes 541 amino acids. Lineage: Eukaryota; Metazoa; Arthropoda; Insecta; Lepidoptera; Crambidae.